Formica exsecta is the source of this 7207-nucleotide messenger RNA. It is a transcript of the gene TfAP-2, whose product is annotated as transcription factor AP-2-epsilon. Gene Ontology annotation, cellular component: nucleus. The transcript has 9 exons. The coding region runs from base 791 to 2485 and encodes 564 amino acids. Gene Ontology annotation, molecular function: RNA polymerase II transcription regulatory region sequence-specific DNA binding; DNA-binding transcription factor activity, RNA polymerase II-specific. Gene Ontology annotation, biological process: regulation of transcription by RNA polymerase II; regulation of cell population proliferation; anatomical structure development. The record is from RefSeq and is a predicted model, not a curated record. NCBI's taxonomy places the organism in Eukaryota, Metazoa, Arthropoda, Insecta, Hymenoptera, Formicidae.
CACUCUAAAGCCAGUAUUUCAAGAAACCAAGUAUAUUCAUACGCGCUUGAAAUUAGACGUAACCGGUAAUGAUCGCAGUAAGCGCAUUACCACGAUUGGUAGCAAGUUUAAUGCUUGGAUUGAACGUGAAAAUUAAAAGUCAAGGCAAAACCUCUCCAAUUUACGAGACAUUUCGCUAAAUAUGUGCAAUUUUGCGGUUUAACCUAUUCAACCACUUGUUGAUAUUUCUCUUAAAUAAACGAAGUUUAUAUCCGGUUAAUGAACGAUCAUUAUACUAUCAAGGAAUAAUCAAAAGAGAUUACUGUCGACGAAGUAAUUUGACAAAUGUAUACACGGACGUUACUGGCAGUCGUAAUUGGCCAAAGUUUUACGGCGAAAGCGAGUCCCCGGCGCAUUCCUCCCUCAUCAAACGAUCAUUACCCGAUGAUAUUCGCAUCGGUCGUCGAGCAUAACGAUAAAAACAUGCAGAGAUAUACCAAUCGAAUUGAAAUUUAAUCGUAUACGAGGCUCUCAUAUCUCUCAUUAUCAAAUAGCAAUAGCAAACUGGCACAAGCUCGAUUUCCGGGUCGCGUCGCGAUGAUGAUGCGAUUUUAUUAAAGAACCAGGAUUAAUUGGUUAAUAUCCUUGGGGACUUUCGAUUAUCGAACUCGCGAACCGCACGAGAUUUAACGGUGAAAGGAGGCUCUAUGCGCGCGCUUGGUACGUACUCCCUUGGUCUCUGUCGGCGACUAUCUCGUCGGAUCUGCGCGAAUUCCGGCGAGCGAAAUAGCGGCGAUAUCAGCGAACACCGAUGUCCACCAUGUCGGUCUUGGAGACCGGUGAGACUGAUCGGACCAUGUCACCGCUGGACGAAGUCGUAUCCCCGACAAGCAUAAAAUCGGAACUGAUGAUCACCGACAUGCUGGACGAGCACGAGGCCGCGCUCGACGCGCAUCGUAAGCGAAAGAGAGACACGGAUGGCGAGGAGCUGACGCCAAGGAAGCUGCCGUCACUCACGAGGAACAACAAUGAGGUCGGAUUCGUCCUCGAGGAGAAUCCUGACGAUGACGAUAGAGACGACGACCGUCUGACUGGUCAUGGGGGCAUCUCCUCACUGGGCGGCGGGAAUUCGUCGCCCUAUUCCGGUGCCCAUCACCAUGGACAUCGGGGAAACGGAAACGGGGGCGGCAUGCCCCACCACGGAGGCGCCUCUCUGCCGACCGCCUCCGACUUUCAACCCCCUUACUUUCCACCCCCGUUUCCCUCGCACCAUCACGCGCCCGCUAGCCCCCAGCAUCCCGGUCUUGGCCAACCGCAACACCUGGAUUACCUCGUCAGCGAUCCUUAUACGCAAACGCUCAACACGUUGCAUCAGCACCACUACAACCACCUGAGCGCUGCCGUCACCGCGGGCCAAAGGAGUGGCGAUCUCAGGAGAGACGCCGAGCUUCACGUGAACAUGCACGCUUCAUCGUUCCCGUACGACGGUGGACGUAGUAGCGGAGGCGGCGGUGGCGGUGGCGGAGGUGGCAGUGGCGGAGGUGGUGGCGGUGGCGGUGGCGGAAGGGGUGUCGAGUACGGCGCCGUACGUCGUCCUGACGCCCUUUUACCGCCUCCGGGCCUCGACCAAACCGACCUCGUUCUGCACAGCAGCCUCGUUGACGACCCCCAGGUGAGCGACGAUAACACAAACGUGGACGAUGGAGGGUUCAUGAACGACCUACCACUACUAAAAAAUAUGAAACCUUCGGACAGGAGCGAGAAGGCUAUGUUGUCCGGAAACGCCCAACCGUCGGACGUGUUCUGUUCGGUCCCAGGACGAUUAUCGUUACUAAGCAGCACCAGCAAGUACAAAGUUACGGUAGCAGAGGUACAAAGACGGCUAUCGCCACCGGAAUGUUUGAACGCGAGUCUCCUCGGCGGCGUGUUACGAAGGGCGAAAUCCAAAAAUGGCGGGCGUCUGCUUAGGGAAAAAUUGGAAAAAAUUGGUUUGAAUCUGCCAGCCGGCAGAAGGAAGGCGGCUAAUGUCACGCUUUUAACAUCCUUAGUGGAAGGAGAAGCCAUUCACCUUGCCAGAGACUUCGGCUACGUUUGCGAAACCGAAUUCCCCGCGAAACAAGUCGCCGAAUAUCUCAGUCGGCAGCAUUGUGAACCGCAGGAUUCCUAUAGGAGAAAAGAACUUCUUCAUGCCACCAAACAAAUCACCAAAGAGCUGAUGGAUCUUCUGAACCAGGACAGAUCGCCACUUUGCAAUACGCGGCCACAACAUAUCCUCGAUCCCAGUAUACAGAGACAUCUCACCCAUUUCUCUCUUAUAUCACAUGGAUUCGGAAGUCCUGCGAUCGUGGCUGCUUUAACGGCUAUACAGAAGUUCCUAAGCGAGUCUUUGAAUCAUCUGGAGAAGAUGUAUCCCGGGAAUGGUAGCGGCGUGACAAGCAGUCAACAAUCGAAUCUUGAUACGAACAAGAGCAAGGAUGGCACGCUGAUGAACGACAUGAAGAAGUGACGCACGGAAGACCCGCCUACCUCGAACGUGGUCACGUCUAUCAGGCACUCUUGGCCGUACAAUUGAGCUUCCGUGCGUUCACCAUUCUUGCGGAAAGCUCGCAGUGGACCACCGCGUACUAUAGGCGCUCGCGUUCGACAUACCGCGCGGCCAUCGUACGCCGAGGUUGGCUGGUCGGUAAGCUUCUGUAGGCAAUUCGAUAUGCAGGCUACAUAUGUGCGAAAUGUGCAAUCAGGGAUACCAGUAAUAAGAGAAGAUAAGAAAAUUCUCAUUCGUAACAGAGAAGAUAUAAAAAAAACAAAAAAAAAUAUAUAUAUAACUCAAGUUGGAGAAAACCACUUCUCGUGUCGCUGGUCGCCUUUGAUACAAGUCGUAUUCAUUUUAUAUCUUAUGUCGAAAAUGUUUAAUAACAUCAUAAAGCUCUAUCUUAACAAAAUCUUUAACAGUUUCCUUCAUCGGCUUAUAAUUGCGAUUAAAAUGUCAUUAUUGAUACGAUCUUAUAGAAAGGCAGAAAAGAAGAUAUAUCUGUGCUAAACAUGUGCCACAUGCUAAAACAAGAAGCAUUAGAUCUAUACGUCGUCCAAUGGAUAUUCUCUACAGAAUAUAUUCUUAGGAAAUUAACACAUAUAUCUUAAAAUGCAUUUAACAUAUUUUAUAAUAUUUGACGAUUCUCAAUCUUCUUCCUUAAGUGAUAAGAAUGUCGGAAUUAUAUAAUUUAGUUAUAUAUUAAUAAGUCAAGAAACGGCAAAUAUUACGGAAAAAUAAAUGCUUGAGAAUAUCAAUUGGAUAUUCGUAUUAUUGGGAAAUAUAUCAAGCUCGUAAACUUAUAUACUUUUGCGUCUAGAGAAAUUUUCAAAUAGAAAGAUUUCGCCAAAAAAUGCUUAUGUUGUCAUACAUAUAUGAUGAUAAAAUGUGACGAUAAUACGUGAAUAAUAUUAAUUUUUAAAGAAAACAUUCCGGGAUAUCAAAAUGAUCAAAGGUGUACAGCUACGAUUUUUGUAAUCUAUUCAUAUGACCCGCUCUCUCUUUAUAUCCCACCGAUGAUACAUCUUAAAUACGAUAGAUCAAAUUAACGAUUUGCGAUUUGGUAAUAUGUAAAUCGCAUCCAUGUUUUUCGCGCAUCCGAACAUUUAACCGACAAAAGUGCUCGAAUUAUCUGUGCUGAGAAAAGAAAGAUUAAUCAAAAUUAUUAAACGAAUAACAAAUGCCAAAAUAAUGACCGUUAUUUUCUUUUUUGGCUGAUUACUCUUAUUGUAUGUAUUUAUAUAUAAUUUCUCUACUUUUACUAAUUGUAAGUACCUACUAGAAUAAUGCAAAUUGGUUUUUUAAAUUUACUUUCCUAUUAGCAUUGUCCAAUUAAUCAAAAAGAAUUUACUCAGCACAGAGAAACUGUAAUAUGUAUGUCAAAUAAUGAGUGUGAUAAAAAAAUACAGAUGUGUGAUAAAAAAUACACACUGUGACAGAUAUAAGGAUAUAAUAUUCCUUCGCAUUGUAAAUUCUAUCAAAGAGCUUCACACAGAAAAUUAAUAGAAAAUUAAUUUACAAGAAGAAUAAAAUAAUCGAAUAAAGAUAAUUUUGUGAAGUAUAUAUGAUAGUCGAAAAAUGCAAAAAAUUGAGUGCAAUUGUGUUAAUAAUAAUUUUCUUACUAUCCUUGCAAUCCAAUUAUCUACAAUGUAAUUAGUAGGCAAUCUGCAAUAAAAAUAAAAAAACAAAAAUCGUGUCAAAAUAUGAAGAACAUUCAUUAAUUUGCGAAGGUAAAAACGAGUCGAGAUUUAAUUCUUCGAUUCUCUUUCAAUGUGCAUUCUGGAUUAUUUUGCGAUUUACUUCUUUUCUCAUUAGAGAAGCUGUGCUUCCAUGUAUGAGAGUUUUUUGGACCAGCAAUACUUUAUGUAUGUAUAAACGGAAGCGGUCGCGUGUAUGAGUAUCAAAGUGCAACUUAAUCCUCAGUAAUCCUGAUGUUUCAAUCUUUACUGAGAUUAAUCAUAAUGGGAACGUCGUGCGAUCAUCCAUAGCAAGAAUAUUCUGCCUUUCAUAGGUGCACACUCGCGUGAUAGUCAGAAACGACGUUAAGUCCAAGGAACCGUCAAGAAUGAAGUCCUUCUGACGGGAGUCUGUAAAUGAUUUAUCGGAAAAGAUGAACGAUAUGAUUAAAUUGCAUAUAAUAUAUAAAUUUCACUUUACAAUCUUUUAAUGCUAUUUCUUGAUCUAGAAGAGUUCAUCAUUAAUCGACACAUUUAGUCAAUUAAAAAUAAAGAUUAUCUACAUUAUUAAAUUCUUCUCUAAGGGACUUUAUUCAAGGUUGUUCCUACGGUCAUUAUCGUGCCAAUGCGAAACUUGCCAUUAAAAAGAUGUGCCAAUUAUCGAUAUCGAGCUAUUAAUGUAAGCAACAGGCGGUUAACGAAAAAAAAAGAUAUAGAGAAAAAGCGAUAGCAUACACACACAUACACCCAGCGCAACGAAACUAGUAUUUCGUUGAACACGCACGUGACGCACACGCGUGACGAAACAGAGGUCUCGUCGAGAACGACGCGCACGUGCUCGUCGGCCGCAUCUCGGACUCGCCAGUCACGAGAGAUUGUAUGAAGUACAAUACCAGGUGAACCUGAGACAUAUCUAACUUUGUAAUUAAAUCUUAGGCGUAUAUAAAUGUAAGAUUAAAAAUAAAACGGGAAGAAGACGAAGAAAAAGGAAAGAGGACGCCGGAUCGGGCGUCUCGUGUCGCGUCGCGUAUUAUGUACAGAAUAUUUGAAUCUUUCUUGUGAUAUAAUCGUACAUUAUUAAGGUGUAAACCGAUUAAAAAAAAAAUACACUAUACAUUCCAUGUUUUUUCAUAGAAGUGAAAAAUAUUAGAAGUGAUCGUGGACAGAGCUUGUGAGAGAAACCGGCUCGUUACUGUAGAAUCGGAUGUGACAGUCGCACACGACUAAGGCUCACACGUCUCAUGGUGUUAGAGGCGGCUCUAGGAUUAGCCAAAGUCUUAGCCAACAUUCGUGAAAUUUAAUGUAACAUUCUUAUACACAGGGUCUCGCCCUGUCUUAUAUUCGCAUGAGCUCGUGGAUACGACUUGAUCCUUGCAGAUAUGAAGAUGUCUCGUAUACGCGAGUCCCUCGAGUAUCUACAUACGACACUAUGUAGUUUGCUGCAUUAUAAUAUAGAGAGUCGCCUCUGCACUACAAGCGUAAAACAGUUUUGUAAAUGUUAAAACGCAUUCCGACCAAAAUCUUUAAGUCUGGCGUCUCCGAUAUUCUAUACUUGUUGUAUUACAUAAUUUUACGUUUAUACGCACAUAUUUCGCAAAUAUAACUUGAUAAUAUAGUAUAUAAAUUCAGAAAAUAUCACCAUAGCAUAAUCAGUAGUGUGAUCUUUAUUAUGCGUGCUCUUUUAUCUUAGCAAUUCGACUGCAUGACACUGUAUGAACUGUGUCGAGAAGAAGAUCGAAAAAAAAUUAUUAGCAAGUAUAAAUAAAGAUCACUCUAAUGGUUGGCCGAUAUACCGAGUCAUCUCAAUAAAUGUUAGAAAAAAUUUAACUAAUUUGAUAUUGUGAAAUUGUUAUGAAUAAAAUGACGCAUAUACGUAAUAAGUAACAUAAUAAUUGUUUAAUUAUUAUGCAGAGUGCAGCUAAAAUUAGCAUGUGUGCGUUUCAACAGAUACAAGAUGUGGAUGCUCUAGCGCGAUAUGCUCGAUUGCACUUUAAGUGAACGAAGCAUUUUCCGGCUCGUGGUUCAUAUGCAAAGGAUUAGUUAGGGAAAAGAAAACUCGGCACCUUAUUUUCACUCACGACUACAUACUUAGAUGCGACUUAUUAGAAGCUAAGGUCUCCCGUAAAUUAAUACUUAUUUAUAACCCUUAUAGGACGGCCGUAGAAAUACGUUUUUCUACCAGAAUUUCUGUGCCAACUGCAAAGAAUGUUGUAGAUGAUUUUUUUGUUUCAAGUUGAACCAUUACUCUAAUCUUGUAAGAUACUCAGAUAUAUCUUUAUUAAAUAUAUAUUUGAAUUUCGUAGUAUAUUAUAUUCUGAUAUUGAUUAUACAGUUCAUUUUUGUAUAUUGGUGUGUGAUAAAUAAAUAAGAAUAUUGUUUCUAAGCAAUCCGCGUCGUGAUAAAAUAACCACCUGUCAUAUAAACGACACAUAAGAGAAUCACUAUUGACUUUAUAUAUAUAGCCCCUAUCUUUCUGAUAUUAUAAUAUAUAAUUAAUAUUACAUAGUUUUCUGAUUAAUAAAAGGAUUAGCUAAAAUAAUGGAACAUAUACAUGGGAUAAUGAUAUUUUAAAAAAAGUUAUCCUUUCUAAUUUUAUUUAUUUCUCACGUUUGUCGAUAUUAUAGUACGCUAUAAAGUAAAAAGUCACUAACAUUCUUUGGAGAUAAUAAUAGAUUCAUAAACAUUUCUAUCGCAUUUCCAAAAAAUUGAUCUUAUUUAUAUUUAUGUUGUAUUAAUAGAAAAAAUAUAUUAGUUACAAUAAUUUUAACUAUUUUCAUUUAAAAAUAUUAAUAAAAUAACAAUUAGUGACUUUUUCCUCAUUCCAUCUCAUCCUAUAUAUGACAAAUAUACCUGCAUACACAUAAAAUAGUAUAAUUAUAUAUAGAAGUUAUAAUAUACGUAAAAUUAUAUAUUCACUAUUUUAAUUCUACUUACGCUUGUGUUUUCCAUGAAAAAAUCUCCACGUAUUUAUUACUUAGCUGAUGUUUUUGUGCAAAUGCAUAUAUACAUUUACAAAAAAAAA